GCGCCCGCUCAGCCCGCCUCCUCCCUGCCGCCCCGCCCGCACCACCUCGCCGGCCGCUGUCAGAAGCGCGUUGUAUGCUGAGCAGCUGUCGUCGCCGGCUGCUGCACGUCCUGGUCCCGAGCUUCCCGCCGCUGACCCGCGGACUGCGGCUCUGCCCUCUCCAUCCCAUGAAGCCGUUGGUCGUGUUCGUUUUGGGCGGGCCCGGUGCGGGCAAGGGGACCCAGUGCGCGCGCAUUGUCGAGAAAUAUGGCUACACACACCUUUCUGCAGGAGAGCUUCUUCGUGAUGAAAGGAAGAAUCCAGAUUCACAGUAUGGUGAACUCAUUGAAAAGUACAUCAAAGAAGGAAAGAUUGUGCCAGUUGAGAUAACCAUCAGCUUAUUAAAGAGGGAAAUGGACCAAACAAUGGCAGCCAAUGCUCAGAAGAAUAAAUUCUUGAUUGAUGGAUUUCCAAGAAAUCAAGACAACCUUCAAGGUUGGAACAAGACCAUGGAUGGGAAAGCAGAUGUGUCUUUUGUUCUGUUUUUUGACUGUAAUAAUGAGAUUUGUAUUGAACGAUGUCUUGAAAGGGGAAAAAGCAGUGGUAGGAGUGAUGACAACAGAGAGAGCUUGGAAAAGAGAAUUGAGACUUAUCUUCAAUCAACAAAACCAAUUAUCGACUUAUAUGAAGAAAUGGGGAAAGUCAAGAAAAUAGAUGCUUCUAAGUCUGUUGAUGAAGUUUUUGGUGAAGUUGUGAAGAUUUUUGACAAAGAAGGCUAACUAACCCUGAAGACGUCUUUGGAAUCAUGCUUGAAUAUUGCUUUGAGAGCUGCUAUCACAGCCCCCUUUUAAGGCAAUUUUAAUCUUUCAAAAUUACAUCUCAAUUAAUGUCUAGAAAUAUAUAGUAAGACAAAUUA
Messenger RNA from Acomys russatus (golden spiny mouse), 895 nucleotides. RefSeq names its product cytidine/uridine monophosphate kinase 1 (gene Cmpk1). Gene Ontology annotation, molecular function: ATP binding; UMP kinase activity. Gene Ontology annotation, cellular component: nucleus; cytoplasm. Lineage: Eukaryota; Metazoa; Chordata; Mammalia; Rodentia; Muridae. Gene Ontology annotation, biological process: UDP biosynthetic process; 'de novo' pyrimidine nucleobase biosynthetic process; CDP biosynthetic process. The transcript has 6 exons. Bases 75 to 758 code for a protein of 227 amino acids. The record is from RefSeq and is a predicted model, not a curated record.